AUGGAGUGUAUGCGCAAUCAGUUCAAGGAUGGCGCACUUCUCGACGGACGUUUCGAGACCCUCUCCGCUCUCAAUCAUGGCUCCUUCGGCAUGGUCUUCAUGGCCAAGGACCACCACACCGGAGAGACGGUCGCCGUCAAGUGCUUGACCAAGACCACAGAUGCCAGCGGAUGCCCGUCGGCCUUCGCGAUUGAUGAUCGCUCCGAGGAGCUGACCAUUCACCGCAAGCUUAGCUCGCACCCGAACAUCGUUAACCUUGUCCAUACUUUCGAGACUGAGCACCAUGUCUACCUCGUCCUCGAGCUCUGCCCGAAUGGCGACCUGUACGAAGCCAUUCGCCUCGGCCGCGGCCCCUUGGAGACGGAGCACGUUCGUGAGUUCAUGCUCCAGCUGAUCUCCGCUGUUGAGUUUAUGCACUCCAAGGGUAUCUACCACCGCGACGUCAAGCCUGAGAACAUCUUCCUCACCCAGGACGGCGACAUGAAGCUUGGUGACUUUGGCCUUGCGACUACUGACGAAUGGUCUUACGAGUCUGCUGUCGGCAGUGACCGCUACAUGGCUCCCGAGCAGUACGACUGCGGGACCAACGGUUACUCGCCUGCCAAGGCUGACGUCUGGGCGGUCGGCAUUUGCCUGCUCAACAUCCUGUUCUCCCGCAACCCCUUCGCUACGCCUACAACCUCGGACCCCCUGUUCCGCGAUUUCGCCAGCGAUCGCCAGUCUCUGUUCGAUGUCUUCCCCAACAUGUCUCAGGACACCUUUGAGGUCCUGAUUCACUGCCUUGCCAUCGACCCGGAGAACCGUUCGCUUAGCGCAGUCCGCAAGGCCCUCGACCGCGUCAUCUCUUUCACCACCGAUGACGAGUCGCUCGAUGAGUUCUGCAACGAGGACCGCGACGUCAUUGGAGCCACCGCCAACCGCGAGCCCCUUCGCACCCCUUCGGUCAGCACUGCCAACCUCGGCCAAGAUGGUGCUUUCCCUUGGGCCAGGGCUCUUGCAAUGACGCCUCCUCAGCCAGUCCGCCAGCUUUCGACCAUUCACGACAUGGACAGGUACUCGGAGGAUUUGUUCCCCGAGUCGGAGCGCACCGAGGGCGAUUGGUGCUCGUUCAAGCCUGAGCGUUCGUCGGUCGUCUCGUUCGUCGACUCUGGCCUUGGCAUCUCUUUGCAGUCCAACGAGGGCACGCAGCCUCGUCCCAUCCAAAAGGGCUCGUCGAGGCCCUUGGCUAUUCCUGGCUCCAUGCCCAUGCGGCCCAUGCCCAGCCUUGCGUCUGCGUUUGGAGCUAAGACCGACAUGGUCUCUAAGAGUUGGAGCGACCUUUGGGAGGAAGAAGAGGAGGAGAACCUCGGAGGAAUUGAGUACUCCUUCCAGGACAAGCUGGGUUUCAAGGAGCGUGUGUGGAGCAACGAGACUGGCUCUGGCCGCACUACACCUCGCGCUGGCCUGACGGAGAUGAAGGACCCUGCUAGCAUCCACAACAGCAGGAACCGUAGCCCGCCGGCGGCACCUCGCAGUGUCAUCAGCGAGCAAACGGGCUUCAUCUUUGAAGACCUGCAGCACCAGUCAAGUGAAAACAAGGAGCAGCGCAAGCCUAUUGUUGUGCAAGUACAGCACAAGCCGACCGCUGCUAAUCAGCUGACUGGACCCCGCUACUCGCCGCCGAAGAAGCGUUCGGGCUUCGACAUGACGGAGAAGUGGGCGGCGCUGGGUGAUCGCAGGCGAGCUCAGCCAAGUCCGGAGAAGACCAAGUCGCCGCAGAUGGCGCACUCUUUGGGUUCUAAGCAACAGAAGAGCAACAAGACUUUGAAUUGGAAGAAGGGUAUGGGGUUUGGACAUCACAACUUUCAUGGAUUUGAUUUCGGCGUUGGAAAGGGACAUCACCAGGGACAUCAGGAGUGGAGUUUGAGUAAAGAUUGGCGCCAACACGCAACUACCGGCGACGACAUCGGCGAUCUUGAGUGGGUUGGGGGCUGGAAUGACCUUCACUUGUAG
Messenger RNA from Lasiodiplodia theobromae, 1992 nucleotides. RefSeq names its product Serine threonine protein. Gene Ontology annotation, biological process: autophagy; peptidyl-serine phosphorylation. The transcript has a single exon. Gene Ontology annotation, cellular component: cytoplasm. Bases 1 to 1992 code for a protein of 663 amino acids. The record is from RefSeq and is a predicted model, not a curated record. Gene Ontology annotation, molecular function: protein serine/threonine kinase activity; ATP binding. NCBI's taxonomy places the organism in Eukaryota, Fungi, Ascomycota, Dothideomycetes, Botryosphaeriales, Botryosphaeriaceae.